Messenger RNA from Perognathus longimembris pacificus (Pacific pocket mouse), 549 nucleotides. RefSeq names its product LEM domain containing 1 (gene Lemd1). Lineage: Eukaryota; Metazoa; Chordata; Mammalia; Rodentia; Heteromyidae. The transcript is spliced from 5 exons. The record is from RefSeq and is a predicted model, not a curated record. The coding region runs from base 1 to 549 and encodes 182 amino acids.
AUGGUAGACGUGCAGUGUCUGAGCAACUAUGACUUGCAGAUCCACCUUGAACAGCUUGGAUUUUCUCCGGGCCCCAUACUACCUUCUACCAGAAAACUCUAUGAAAAGAAACUGAAGCAAUUGUUGGUCUUGCCUCCUUACGGACAACUUGUGGUGAAGGACCUGAGAAAGCUCGAUGGCUUUCAGGAUGACACAGAAGAGUUUAAUAUCAUUUUGAAAGGAAAUAUCACAUUCACCACAGAAAAAGACAAGGAAUCCAAAAAAGUCAGGCUUCAUGCCAGCCGUGAGCAGCGUCACGCUGCUGCCCAGGCUGUAAACGAAUGCUCUGGGGACUGUAGGGCUCUUCCAUCCCCGACCCCUGUUGAAAUCUGGCUAGGUUUCGAGUCUGCCACACCACCGCCAGACACCAUCCCAAAGCGAGACUUGUGCGCGGUGGCCAAGAGCGUUGAGGAUCAGCUUCCACUGGGCCUGGGGCUCGCUGUCCUUGGCGUUCUCAUCAUCGUCGUGUUUGUCUACAUCACUGUGGAAAAUAGGCCACUCUUGGCUUAG